Mercurialis annua (annual mercury) is the source of this 1698-nucleotide messenger RNA. RefSeq names its product ammonium transporter 1 member 2. The coding region runs from base 58 to 1590 and encodes 510 amino acids. Lineage: Eukaryota; Viridiplantae; Streptophyta; Magnoliopsida; Malpighiales; Euphorbiaceae. Gene Ontology annotation, molecular function: ammonium channel activity. Gene Ontology annotation, cellular component: membrane. The record is from RefSeq and is a predicted model, not a curated record. The transcript has a single exon. Gene Ontology annotation, biological process: ammonium transmembrane transport; ammonium homeostasis.
CCUUGCCAUUAUUCUCACUGUAUUAUCUCUCAUUUUCUCUCUUAACCCCCUCCAACCAUGGCUUCCUUUAGCUGCUCCGCCACAGACCUCGCCCCUCUCCUCUCCGCCACCGUAAACUCCACCGCAGCAGCCACUUACCUCUGCUCUCAGUUCACCGCAAUAACCAACCAGCUUUCAGACACAUCUUACGCAAUUAACAACACUUAUCUUCUCUUCUCUGCAUACUUAGUCUUCGCCAUGCAGCUAGGGUUUGCCAUGCUCUGCGCCGGCUCAGUCCGAGCCAAGAACACCAUGAACAUAAUGCUCACAAACGUACUCGACGCCGCCGCCGGUGCAAUCUCUUAUUAUCUCUUCGGUUACGCUUUUGCUUUUGGGUCGCCGAGUAACGGUUUUAUCGGUCGCCAUUUUUUUGGUUUGCAUGAGUUUCCUUCUGAAUCGGGUGAUUAUAGUUUUUUUCUGUAUCAGUGGGCUUUUGCCAUUGCGGCUGCUGGUAUAACCAGCGGUUCGAUUGCUGAGAGAACCCAGUUUGUCGCUUAUUUGAUUUACUCUUCUUUCUUGACCGGUUUUGUUUACCCGGUUGUUUCUCAUUGGAUUUGGUCUGGUGACGGUUGGGCCAGUGCGUCCCGAACCGAUAACGAUCUUCUCUUCGGGUCGGGUGCUAUCGACUUUGCUGGGUCGGGUGUGGUCCACAUGGUGGGUGGGAUUGCUGGGCUAUGGGGUGCUUUAAUUGAAGGCCCGCGUAUAGGCCGGUUCGACCGGUCUGACCGGUCCGUAUCCUUACGUGGUCAUAGCGCUUCGUUGGUCGUACUUGGUACAUUUCUGUUAUGGUUCGGUUGGUAUGGGUUUAACCCGGGGUCAUUCUUGGUAAUCUUGAAGAGUUACGGUUCGAGUGGAGGGUAUUACGGUCAAUGGAGUGCGAUAGGAAGGACAGCUGUCACGACGACAUUGGCUGGGUGUACCGCUGCGCUCACGACUCUGUUUAGUAAAAGAUUAUUAGUGGGCCAUUGGAAUGUAAUCGACGUAUGUAACGGUUUAUUAGGAGGCUUUGCUGCUAUCACCUCAGGUUGCGCAGUGGUACAACCAUGGGCAGCGAUCGUCUGCGGCUUCGUAGCUUCAUGGGUUUUAAUCGGGUGCAACAAACUCGCAGUGAAAUUCAAAUACGAUGAUCCACUAGAAGCCGCACAAUUGCACGGUGGAUGUGGGAUGUGGGGCCUACUUUUCACAGGGCUAUUUGCGUCAAAGCAAUAUGUGAAUGAGGUGUACCCUAACAAGCCAGGGAGACCCUAUGGAUUGCUGAUGGGUGGUGGGGGCAAGCUUUUAGCGGCUCAGAUUAUUCAGAUUAUUGUGAUCGUAGGGUGGGUUACGGUGACGAUGGGGCCGUUGUUUUACGGGCUUAACAAGAUGCGGCUGUUGAGGAUCUCAAGUGAUGACGAAACAGCUGGCAUGGAUAUGACUAGACACGGUGGAUUUGCUUAUGCUUACCACGAUGAAGAUGAUCCGUCAAAUAAUAAAACUUCUUUUGUAAUGAGUAGAAUAGAGCCGACCAAUGAAAAUACACCAAAUCAUCAAAGAUCGCCAAUAGUAGUUUAAUGUUUGAUCUAAAAGUUUGUCACUUUCUUGGGAAAAUGUUGUUUGUGUUCAAUUUGGUGUUGAAUUUGUACAAUAUGAUAAAGAAGAAUGUUGCUAAUUAUAAUUAAA